GCCCGUCCACCGUCCGACACACGUGCAUCUAAUUUAGGUGAGUGUGCGUCGCUGUGUCCCUGACAGCGCGGCGGUUUCCGUUAGAAGGAAAUGAUGGAGAAGGAAAGUUUCUGACGCCUCCUGUACGCAGGAAAUCUGGAGAUCAUUUUUUCGCUUUGCGCGGUUCGCUCGUCCUCAUCACAGACACUGUAAAUCUGAAUAACCUGUAUGGAUUUGGGAUUAAUAGGGUCUUCGACACUGAAAUGUCUCUGGAUUGGAAAUGCAGCUCCACGUCUGCCUGUUGCUUUUUAUUAUCACAACAGAUAAAACACUGGCCUUGUUGCUCGGCCACUGUGGCGGAAAUGUCAGCUUGGACCAAGAGCCUGCUGGUCACAUCAAUCUCACUCUACCUGGACUUCUUACUGAGACCAACGACACACUGCCAGUUUGCACUUGGACAAUAGGUGUUCCUCUAGGUCGGACGGUACUUUUAAAGUUGGAAAGUGGUUCGAUCGUUUCUGUGAGCUGUGUUUUGAACAAGGAGGAUCAGGUCCUGGACAUCAGGGGGGCCGCUCUGCUCUCCGGCUGUGAUAGAAACAAAGCCACCUUAAUAUGGACAGGAGCAGGACUCUUCUCAAAUGAAAUUCAGCUGUCCUAUUACGUCCAGGAAGAUGAGAGAAAUUCCUCGGAGGACCACACCAGCCCACAUUCAGACCUCUUGCGUUGGUCUCAGACAGGAACCAGCUUUACAAGCGCAGCUCCUGUUGGUCAGGAGGCGUUGAGGGGGACAGAGGGGGGCAGAGGUCGCCUCUAUGAAGGUCUGGAGAGGAGUUCUGUUCCUCAGUCUGCAUCUAGUCCCUCCUCCCAGGACCAGGGGCUGCUGCACCCCACCUUGCCCCUGCAGGGACUCACUGUGGCUGCGAGAACCGAUAGGGAAGCUCUCCCACUUCCUGAGGAAGAGACAAACAAUGGAGCGGAUACGCCUGGAGCUGCUCACCUCGCUGAUGCCAGAGAGAGAACACACCCCUAUUUUGAGCAUACACUCAGUGCAGAUAAACUGUUUCCCACAUCACACACAGCAAACACAGACACAAACUCAAGCAAAGAGCUCCUUCAAACCCAGAUGGCUCUGACACAUGAAACAGCCAGUAGCUCCAACACCUUGCUUGGCACAGAUGUACACAAAAACACAGCAACUCAGACAUCUAAACCGUCUAUCAGCACACAAGCUCAAACCAGCUCCAGCAUCCCACACCUCACCUCUUCUCCCCCGGAGCUACCUUCCCAGACAGCCUGGGAGAGUGGCAGCAUCCUAAUCCCACGUGGUGGAGCUGUUAGUGGGGCACCAGCAGAGAAACUACCCCCUUACUGGAGGAACCAGCGAAGCACAGACAGACUUAACUCUGAUCUGACCUCCUCUGUCACUUCUAAUCCUUUAAAAUCACCCACCAAACCUGAGCAGGAGGACUCAAGCAGCACACGCGCUGAUACUGAACCCACUGCAUCAUCACCAUCACCAUCCUCCUCACAAGGCUACAGCAGCGGGACUUAUUCAUCAACCACCCACAUCUCAGAGCAUGACACCGCUGUCGGGACUGUGGAGGCUGCUUCGUUUCAUCCAAACAUUAGUCAAAGUGACUCAUCUGUAUCAGCUGCAUCACAUGUUACCAGUCAAACUGCAGCGUUUGACUCUUCUGAUGAAUUUGAAAACACGGAGGUGCUUCACACUUCUUCCACGCAGACUCAAACAGACUCUCCGCAAAGCACAGAGAGCCUCACACACCCACCGCCUCCGGACAAAUCCUCCCGCCUCACACAGACACACACAGAAGAGACACAAACAGCAACACAAACACAUUUUGUUCAUGCAUACAUUACUACCAACACAGUCUCCUCCGUGUCUGAGAUUACCAAAGUUGAGGACCAAACUUUGAGUUUCACCGGUUCUUCUUCUGCACCCAAAACCGAUCUGACGAUGGGAGAUGUAGUCCAGAACUUAUCGCCCGCAGGAGCCACUUCUGACACUGAAACACAUACACUGCGUCCCAGUUACACACACUCACACACAAAUUCACCGACUUCUGCUCCUCUUCCUUCAUCCAGUGCAUCCGUACACUCAUCUACACCUACAUACACGCCACAAACUCAAACUGCAAUUCCUAGUAGUUCACAUUUAACUCACACCUUUCUGUCUUUGCCCUCUACUACAACUGAAUCCACAGAACACACACCCCUCAUCGACCACAAAAUCACACCUAUACCCUCACAAACACCAACAAUUAUACCCACAUCUUCACACACACCCCAUACACAGAAUCUCCAGCCUUUGACAUCUUCAACUAAUGCCCCAGCUGCACAUAAACAGCCCCACAACUAUAUUACAACUACUCAUAGUUCUCUGCUCUCACUCACAACUGCAAAAUCAGAUGAAGAGGUAGAAGUAGUGAAAGAGGAUGAGUCUUGGCAGUGGUUUCCCACAGCUGGACCUACAUCCUGGACAGCCCCACAUCCCAGCCAGGAGAAGAAUUUGCCCCCCACCGCUUCUGUUUCAACCUCUGCUUGGAGCUCCACAACCAGUCAGACACCCAGGUUCUACAUAGUGCCAGACCAGCCUGCAGACAUCAGAGUGGAGUCAAUUGAGCUGCUGCUGCAGAUUCUUGUUGAAGAGUCCAAAUCCGCUCUUACUUCUGGUUUGGAGGAAGACACCACUGCAUGGGUGGAGCCGUACCUGCACAAAGCUCCAGGGUUCAGCAGGCUGCUGGGAGUCUGGAGCAGUGGCAAUGCAGUGCAGAGUCUGGUGGAGUUUCAAACCAGCGGUGCUCUACAGUGGCUCAGCAUGACCGGCCCCACAUCACUGCUGGAACGAACGGGGCUGUCUCAGGCUGUGUCUGAGAGGAGGAGCUUCAGAUCAUCCAAGAUCACCAACAUCACACUGGGAGGUCUGCAGGGUGAUGUGUGUGACUGGUUGCUGCAGUGUCCAGCAGGCUACAAGUGUGUGUUCCAGCCUGGCACUUCAAACUAUAGCUGCUCUUCUGUCUGCCACUUUGACUACUGCCACCACCACGGCAUCUGUACGCACCACCCGGGCCAACUUCCUGUCUGUCGCUGCCUUGUAGGAGAGGACUUCUGGUACAUGGGUCAGAGGUGUGACAUGAAGAUGACUCGAGCGAGACUCGUCGGCGCAUGUCUCGCCAUCUUACUCAUUAUUGUGACAGUGAUCGCUGUUCUGGCCCUUGUGGCAGUGCGGCGUUAUCGAGCCAUUCUGAUCCAGGCCAAAGUAGAUCAGACUCGGAGCAGCUAUCGCCGGUUCAACCAUUUCGAUGAGCUGUCAGGACGGUUCUGGUUGCGUUCGUGGGCGGGAUCAGCAGACUCGCUGGAUAAUCCCGCCUUUACACGAUCCGAUGAGUUACUGCACCUGCGGGCACUCGACCGCCCCUGCUGUUACCACGAUGACACGCUGUCACUGGCCUCCACCUGCCCCAGCCACGGGACACGCAUCAAUACAAUCUACCCCCAUAGCUCUCAGUAUGGCUGGAGGGGAAGUGAGAUGAGCAUGGGCGAUGGUGUGUUGGACUCGGGGAAGGCCAGUGACCUCUCUGUCUGUAGCUGGCCUGUUGAACCCAUUCACUGGACUCCCUUCCCUCUUCUGCAGCAACUGGCUUCUCACAGGACACCCACACAGGUGAGGAUGUCGAGGCCGCGGUCCUACUGUGAAGGCAUGGAGCUGGUAGACAUGGGGAAGAGCUGGACUGCUUGACACAGUCAAGACACAAAAAAGCAUCAAAUCUGUUCUGACACUGGUAUUUGCAGCUUGUGAUUUCAUUGUUGGCAUCAAAUGUUCUGGCGUUGUUGAUAACUGUAAAACAAUAAGUGUGAAUGUAUAUAAGUGUACAUAAGUGUAUAUUAUUUCUUAUAUUGUUGCUACAUUUCCCAAUUUGAAUCUACAAUCUGUUUCUUGGGCUCACUCUGAUAAGAUGUUGGAAUUACUAUAAAGAUAAAAUUAAAAAAACAAGCUGUCAAAAUAUCACAUUGUUUAGUCUUACAACCCUGAUCCCCAAAAACUGGGACGCUAUGAAAAACUAAAUAAAAAGAAGAGAAUGCAAAAUUUGGAAUUUGUUAUUGAUCUACAUUGUAUGAAAUACAGUACAAAGCAAGAUAUUUAAUGCUUAAACAGAUAAACCUCUGCUUUUUGUAGAUAUAUACACUCGUUCUGAAUUUUAGCAUCCCAACUUUCUUGGAAUUAGGGUUGUAAAUGAUGCUUUAAUGAACAUACAUCUUACUCAGGGCAAGAAUAAACGUAUUCUUUUGUCUUUUUCUGCUUUUGACAAUUUAAAUUCAUGUCUUUUACACAUACAGAGCUUUCCUCUCUGAGGUCAUCGUUAAGCAAGGAAGAAAUAUUUGUGGAGCACAAAUACAUGUAUAUAUUUUUGAAUGAAGGUGUACAUGCUUACGGGAAUAGUUUAACAUUUUGGUAAAUGUGCUAACUCAAAGAGUUAGAUGAUGAAAUUAUUACAACUCUGGUGUCUGUACAGUGAAUAUGAACUACAACCAUCAAAUUAGCUCAACACAAAAACUGAAAACAGUGAGAAUCGCCUCAUCUGGCUUUGUCCGAAAGUGACCAAAAUCCACAUCCACCUAUGAGCUUUUCUGAAAUGUAUUAAUUUAAACAUAUUGCAUAUGUUUAAUUUGUAAGUGUAAAAAUAACACAUUGUGGUUUUUAUGAAGGGUUAUGUUCCAGACUUCAUGCACAGUCACUUUCUUGUGUCUUCCCUUCAAAGUGAGGUUGCCUCUACUAUUCAAGAAAUGGCCCAGUAAACAACAAGAUAUAUUGUGCUAAUAAGUGCUAAUUCUGAUACUUUUGCACAGGGUCAGACUAGUGGCUUCACCCAUUUUUCCUGUCCAUAUGGAAAGCUGAGCUGGCUUCUGGCUGAAGCUUAAUUUUUACCGUAAAGGCGUGAGAGUGGUAUUGAUCUUUUGCUCUGUCUUUUGGCAAGAAACCAAAAAAGCCUUUUCCCUAAUAUGUCUAAACUGUUCAUUUAAGAUUCAACAUGCAGCAACUUGAUGAUGUCCAAACUUUUUGGAAUCAGUGUGGUAUACUAUGUCAAUGUUCACUGUGGUUGUUGGAAGAAAUGGGUGCAGGUAUUUGGCGCAUAAUUGACCAUGUUAGUACCAUAUCUGUGUACAAAAAGUUGGAAAAAGCUACAGCAGAUAAUAAACACUUAAAGACUAAA
Centropristis striata (black sea bass) is the source of this 5210-nucleotide messenger RNA. RefSeq lists its product as uncharacterized. The record is from RefSeq and is a predicted model, not a curated record. The transcript is spliced from 11 exons. Bases 260 to 3736 code for a protein of 1158 amino acids. Lineage: Eukaryota; Metazoa; Chordata; Actinopteri; Perciformes; Serranidae.